AUGAGCUGCUCGCACGCUGCCUGCACUCUCCACUCGCUCUUUCUUUCUCUGUCCCGGGUGUCUCAUGCUGCUGAGCGGGCACUCCUCACCUCCUGCCAGCAGCCCCCUGCCGCACUCAGCAGACUCCAGCGGAGGUGUCCGAGCGGACAGCAGCCCCCCCAGUAACCGAGGAAGCCCCCCUCCAGCGGCCAGCACGGGACAGCAAUGCGCAGGCAGUAUGGCCAAAUGGAUCAAGGAGCACCUAGGCUUCAAGAGCUCCAAACCGCCGCCUCCAGCCCCUCCUAAACCGGAUUACAGGCAGUGCCUGGCUGGGGGAGCCCCCACUCACCAUCACCACCAUCACCAUCACCUGCACUCCUCCACAGGACCCCAGUUCCCAGUAACUCCUGCUGGACAACCUGAUAUCCUGGCUGCUUACAAACUCCAGAAGGAUAGGGACUUUGAGGACCCCUACACUAAUGCCAGUGCCACAGGUGCAGGUGGGUCCCCACAGAACACCUCCACAGCCCCCACCACAGCUCCUGCUUCUGGCACAGCCCAGUCCCCCUCUAGCCCAUCACCCUCACCUGAUGUCAAGUAUGUGUCUCCAAAGCACAGGCUCAUCAAGGUGGACACUGGCGACAAAGGUGGUUCAAGUCCCACCAGUAGCACCAUCCCAGGUACCUCCAACAAUCCAGGACAACCUUUUGUGGCAGUUCCUGGCAUGAAGUCUCCUCCAGCCACCUCCUCCACCCCUCAGUGUGAUGACACCAAGCAGGACAAAGUAAUAAUUCUUGAAGACUAUGCAGACCCAUUUGAUGCUAAACAGGUACCAGGUAGUCAGGCUGCACCAGAGAAAGUAGCAGAAAAUGAUGGGUAUAUGGAACCAUACGAGGCCCAAAAGAUGAUGGCAGAAAUCCGUAGAAGAGGUUCCAAAGAGCUGCCGUGUAAACCUUUACACUUAUAUGACACACCGUAUGAGCCCUCAAAAAAUGGACUAGAUGCAGAAGAAGAAAUAUCAUGUCAACAACCACGGGAAUCUCGUUUGCCACAAGAUGAUGAAAGGCCUCCAGAGGAAUAUGACCAGCCAUGGGAAUGGAAGAAAGAUCGGAUCUCAAAAGCAUUUGCAGUUGAAAUUAAAGUAAUUAAAGAUCUACCUUGGCCACCACCUGUGGGACAGUUGGACAGCAUUACGGCCAACCAGGAAAGUAAUACGAACACUUCAUUUUCACAGCAGCCUCCACCUUCUCCACACUUACCAUCUAAGAGCGACAUCGAAGACGCCAAUGCCCAGUUUGAUGGUGCUGAAAAAACAGGCAUGUCACCAUCCAAAGAGGACAAACUCAGACACACGCACAGACAUUCAGCUGGAAACACGAAGGCAAUCAAGCAUCCAAGCAUAGAACACACCAACUCAGUGGGAGAAAGAAUAGACCCUUCCUUACCAUUAGAGAGUCAAUUUUGGUACCAUGGUGCAAUCAGCCGUACAGACGCCGAGAGCCUCCUGAGGCUGUGUAAAGAAGCAAGUUACCUGGUUCGAAACAGCGAGAGCAGCCAGAUUGACUUUUCCUUAUCACUGAAGAGCAGUCAAGGAUUCAUGCACAUGAAACUUUCCCGUACCAAAGAAAAUAAAUAUGUACUUGGGCAAAAUAGCCCACCCUUUGAUACCGUACCGGAAAUCAUAAACUACUACUCCAGCCGCAAAUUACCAAUAAAAGGAGCAGAACACAUGUCUUUGCUAUACCCAGUUGCAAUCCGGACUUUAUAGCGAUUUGCUGUGAACUUCUGUGAGAUUACGGACUAUCAUUUAUAACAACAACAGACUAAAUGGGAGCAUGAUGUUGCCUUCACACGACCAUGCAGGGGACAUGGCUAAUACGUUUCUGAUAAUGUUGGCAAAGAAUCCUUUCAGCCCAAAAUAGAAAAUGCUAAGUGGCACUGUUUUUGUUGUUUGUUUGGUUCCUUCUUUUUCUUUUUCUUUAAAAAAAAGUUUUAUUUAACCUUUCACUUUUCAGUGUUUGGAGUAAAGACCGAUAUAAAAGAGUGAGCUAUGGUACUUAAAGGGGUGAUUAUUUGUUCCCACAGUUGCUCUUGAUUUCUUUUGUUCUUUUGAUUUUAUGUGUAUCUUUUUAAAAUAUAAUGCUCAAAGUUUAUCACUGGGAUUUACCAGCAGUGUAGGAUCAUCUUAGAUGGAUCAAUCAGUGAUACGGUAAUUCUGACAGAUUCUCUUGUAUCAAUGGAAGAUCUGUCUGUGCGUACGUAAAGAGAUCUUUGAGUCUUGCAUUACUAGCAAUACCUAAAGACAAACUUUGAACAGAACUCAUAUCAAGUGGCCUGUGUCUUAAAGUCUGUUGUAAAAAUGAACUGGGAUUGUACAUCCCGAAUGUUGCAAUACUACCAUAUCUAUUAAGUGCUUGUUAUUUAAAAUAAAAAAAAUUAUUU
Molecule: messenger RNA, 2421 nt
Organism: Pelobates fuscus (common spadefoot toad)
Lineage: Eukaryota; Metazoa; Chordata; Amphibia; Anura; Pelobatidae
Gene: SHF
Product: Src homology 2 domain containing F
Exons: 7
Coding region: 65-1747 (560 amino acids)
Molecular function (GO): phosphotyrosine residue binding
Source: RefSeq, a predicted model, not a curated record